Molecule: messenger RNA, 2495 nt
Organism: Danio aesculapii
Lineage: Eukaryota; Metazoa; Chordata; Actinopteri; Cypriniformes; Danionidae
Gene: arrb2b
Product: arrestin, beta 2b
Exons: 13
Biological process (GO): signal transduction; G protein-coupled receptor internalization; positive regulation of ERK1 and ERK2 cascade
Cellular component (GO): cytoplasm
Molecular function (GO): angiotensin receptor binding
Source: RefSeq, a predicted model, not a curated record
GAGGCCAAAGCCCAGUUGCUUGCUGUCUGAAGCGGCAGCAGCAAGCGGAGUGGGGCGAGAGAGGCUUCCGUCUCAGGGCUGCGGAAACUACCCUGCGAGACUGGCACUGAUUGAGGAAAGGAGGAACGCUUUAUUCGAGGUCUCGUCUCUGUGAAACAUCCCUUACAAAGUGUCCAGCAUUUACUGAAGGAAACGGCCUGCGGAGAUGGGCGACAAGGCGGGGACCAGAGUCUUCAAGAAGUCCAGCCCCAACUGCAAGCUCACGGUAUACUUGGGGAAGAGGGACUUUGUGGAUCAUCUAGAUCAUGUGGACCCUGUAGAUGGGGUGCUCCUGAUUGACCCAGAAUACCUUAAAGACCGAAAAGUGUUCGUGACCCUGACGUGUGCCUUCCGAUAUGGCCGUGAAGAUCUGGAUGUGCUGGGCCUGUCUUUCCGGAAGGAUCUAUUCAUCUCCAGCUUCCAGGCGUAUCCUCCACUGCCAGAGGAGCGCAAACCACUCAGUCGCCUGCAGGAGAGACUGCUGAAGAAGCUUGGCCAGAAUGCAUAUCCCUUCAACUUCACGAUUCCUCAGAACCUUCCCUGCUCAGUGACCCUACAGCCCGGCCCAGAGGACACAGGAAAGGCGUGUGGUGUUGACUUUGAGGUCAGGGCAUUCUGUGCCAAAACUGUGGAUGAGAAGACUCACAAAAGGUAAAUGCGACAGUAUGCCGAUAUCUGUUUAUUCAGCACCGCUCAGUACAAAUGUCCUGUGGCUCAGGUAGAAGCCGAUGACCAGGUGUCUUCGAGCUCCACGUUCUGUAAGGUGUACACACUCACACCCACACUAAGCAAUAACCGAGAGAAGAGGGGUCUGGCUCUGGAUGGACAGCUCAAACAUGAAGACACCAACUUGGCCUCCAGUACCAUAGUGAAGGAUGUGUCCAAUAAGGAGGUGCUGGGGAUCUUGGUGUCCUACAGAGUUAAAGUUAAACUUGUGGUGUCCCGUGGAGGGGAUGUGUCGGUGGAGCUGCCUUUUGUCUUGAUGCACCCCAAGCCCUCCGAGCAGCCCAACUCUAGACCGCAGUCAGCUGUGCCAGAGAGCGACGUCCCAGUGGAUGCAAACCUCAUCGAGUUUGAAACAAAUAACUUCUCGCAGGAUGAUGACUUUGUGUUUGAGGACUUUGCACGGCUCAGGCUGAAGGGAAUGAAAGACGAAGAGGACGACCACUUCUGCUAACGGGCCGGAGGCUGUAUGGACGGCCAUCAGGGGUGCCAACCUGCCAGUACUCAUACCUCUGCUCCACUGCGCCCAUUUGAUAUAGUGGAGCUCUUACUGAUACUUUCUUUCUGUCCUCCCUUCCUCCUUUUGUCUUUUGGUUCCCUUUCACAGCGUUUUCAGCAUCCUUGAGGUGCUUUUAAUCGACCUCUGUUUCUCUGGUCAUGCGAACCGCUUCACUGGGGUGCUUGUUUGUCCGAUAGAGAGUUUGAGGGAGAAGGAAACUGAUGUUUUUGUCGUUGGACAAAGGGGUCCAUUGAUUCAGGGGAUUUUAUUCGUUUUCCUUUUGGUUUUCCUGUCAUCAUAUUCCCACUUAUAUAUCGAGUGGGCAUUAUUAGCUAUGUAAUUAUGAUAUAUGUUCUAUGUUAUUUCAUUGUACAGUACAUACACUGUUCACGGACACCAUAGGGAACUUAAGUUUGGUGUUAAUUUGAUUCCACUUUUGCUAGAACUGUAAUCCAAUCCCUCCAUACCUGCUCGGUAGCUUUUUAUGUUAUAGUUAUGUAAAGCGUAUACAUAUCAUACAGAAAAACGCGUAGUAACACUUUUCUGUGCACUCGUAGUGCACGCAAUACUCCGAUAAAUAAGGUUGUGGCAUUUUUUUUAGUGGAAGAGUAGCGCAUCGGGACACAAGCAUCUGGUUUCUUAUUGUACAUUUUAGCCUCUAUUCCACAUGUCGAAGUUGUAGGAUAUGUAAACACUGCUACAAGUCUUCAGUGUGAAAUUAGCUUGUAGAUACAAGAAGAGGACAGGGACAGGCUCGGUAUGUGCCACACACACACACACACACACACACACAAUGUAAUUCCUCAUUCUUUGUGCCUGCCAAACUUUAUUUGCCAAAAUGUGAUGAUUUUACAAUGUUGCUUGUAAGUUAAGCUCCGCUCAUCUGGGUUGGAAAUCACAUGCUCAUUCCACGUUUCAGUUCUAUCACAGAAGCUGUCGAUGUAAUCAUUGGACUGCCAGAAAUAUUUUGAUGAUGGUAUUUAAAAAAAAAAAAAUAAUCGCAUUUAUACAAGCAUGAUUUCCAGGACUUUUUUGACUUUUUAAUCUCGUUCUCCCAGGAUCAGCCCUUUCCUAUGACAUUCUGCAUAGUUUACUACUGAACAAUGGCAAAUGUACUAAUGUUACAAUGUGUACAAGGAAGUAACAUUUUGCAGUGAACAAAGUGGAGCUCCCGUUGAAGGACAAAAAGCUAUCUUGAAAAUAAAGGAUUGCUUUGUAUAAAGCACCCAUAUAA